Lagopus muta (rock ptarmigan) is the source of this 2619-nucleotide messenger RNA. RefSeq names its product polypeptide N-acetylgalactosaminyltransferase 1 (gene GALNT1). The record is from RefSeq and is a predicted model, not a curated record. Bases 424 to 2103 code for a protein of 559 amino acids. The transcript is spliced from 13 exons. NCBI's taxonomy places the organism in Eukaryota, Metazoa, Chordata, Aves, Galliformes, Phasianidae. Gene Ontology annotation, cellular component: Golgi apparatus.
GCGGCGGCGAGCGGGCGCCGGGCGGCUCGUCCAUCCCGCUGCCGCUGGCGUCGCCCGAGGAUUCGCCCCGCGGGACUCUGCCCCGGGCGGGCGGUGACAGCCGAGCCGGGGCAGCCCCGCCGCCGCCCUCGAUCUCCCGCCGGCCCCGAACGUCACCGAGGACAGCCUUAGGACCUUUUGGAUGGAAGACCUGUGGUUCUGUGUUCAUGUCAGAAUGACCUAGAUCACUUUGCCACUCUGUGGUUCCUACCGCAAGCGCUUGACUGCAGUGCAGUGGGAUUUCACCACCAGUGCUUGUGGACCAUCCAGAUGGCUGUAAACCUGCAGAGGAGACACAGAACGUGGCCUCUCAAACUGGAUUAAUACAACCUGUUGAUAUUUUUAUUUAUAUUUUUUUUAUUUUUGUAUUUGACUUAAAGUGCCAUGAAAAAAUUUGCAUAUUGCAAGGUGGUCCUUGCCACCUCUUUGGUUUGGGUCCUUCUGGAUAUGUUUCUAUUGCUCUACUUCAGUGAAUGCAACAAAUGUGAUGAGAAGAAAGAACGAGGGCUGCCUGCUGGAGAUGUUCCAGAACCCAUACAAAAACCACAUGAAGGACCUGGAGAGAUGGGGAAGCCUGUGGUCAUUCCAAAAGAGGAGCAAGAAAAAAUGAAAGAAAUGUUUAAAAUAAACCAGUUUAACUUAAUGGCAAGUGAAAUGAUUGCACUCAACAGAUCUUUACCUGAUGUCCGGUUAGAAGGUUGUAAAACAAAGGUGUAUGCAGACAACCUUCCCACAACAAGUGUUGUCAUUGUUUUUCACAAUGAGGCUUGGAGCACACUUCUACGAACUGUUCAUAGUGUGAUAAACCGGUCACCACGACACAUGCUGGAAGAAAUUGUACUUGUUGAUGAUGCCAGUGAACGAGACUUUUUGAAAAGACCACUGGAGAGCUAUGUAAAAAAAUUAAAAGUACCUGUCCAUGUGAUUCGAAUGGAACAGCGCUCUGGUUUGAUCAGAGCUAGAUUAAAGGGGGCUGCUGCUUCCAAAGGCCAGGUCAUCACCUUCUUAGAUGCUCAUUGUGAAUGUACGGUAGGCUGGCUCGAACCUCUGCUGGCAAGGAUUAAAGCUGACAGGAGAACAGUCGUGUGUCCCAUCAUUGAUGUAAUUAGUGAUGACACCUUUGAAUACAUGGCAGGUUCAGAUAUGACUUAUGGUGGUUUCAACUGGAAGUUGAAUUUUCGUUGGUAUCCAGUUCCUCAGAGAGAGAUGGAUCGACGGAAAGGAGAUCGAACUCUUCCUGUUAGGACGCCUACAAUGGCAGGAGGUCUUUUUUCAAUAGACAGAGAUUACUUUCAGGAAAUUGGAACAUAUGAUGCUGGAAUGGAUAUUUGGGGUGGAGAAAACUUGGAAAUUUCUUUCAGGAUUUGGCAGUGUGGUGGCACUUUGGAAAUUGUAACUUGUUCACAUGUUGGGCAUGUGUUCAGAAAAGCAACACCAUACACUUUUCCAGGAGGUACAGGGCAGAUAAUCAACAAAAAUAACAGGCGGCUUGCAGAAGUCUGGAUGGAUGAAUUCAAAAACUUUUUUUAUAUCAUUUCCCCAGGAGUUACUAAGGUUGACUAUGGGGACAUAUCAUCACGACUUGGAUUGAGACGCAAGCUUCAGUGCAAGCCUUUCUCCUGGUACCUGGAGAAUGUUUAUCCUGAUUCCCAAAUUCCACGCCAUUAUUUUUCUUUGGGGGAGAUAAGAAACGUGGAAACAAAUCAAUGUCUGGAUAACAUGGCAAGAAAAGAAAAUGAGAAAGUUGGAAUCUUUAACUGCCAUGGAAUGGGUGGAAAUCAGGUUUUCUCAUAUACAGCCAACAAAGAAAUUCGAACUGAUGAUUUGUGUUUAGAUGUCUCCAAACUUAAUGGCCCAGUAACAAUGCUCAAGUGCCACCAUUUAAAAGGAAAUCAGCUUUGGGAAUAUGAUCCAGUGAAAUUAACUCUGCUGCAUGUGAACAGUAAUCAGUGCCUGGACAAAGCCACCGAAGAAGACAGCCAGGUACCCAGCAUCAGAGACUGCAAUGGCAGCCGCUCUCAGCAGUGGCUACUUCGCAAUGUCACCCUUCCAGAAAUAUUCUGAGAGGUUCUAAAGAAAAUAAAGGAUUGACUGGGCUACCUCGGCAAAUACUUUGGCUACACUGUUAAGUAGCAACAGAAGGAAACUUCUCUGCAGAAUCCACAGUUUGCCACCUGUUAGAACUCCUGCAGCUUUUCUGUAGCUGUGAACCAGCCUUCCUGUAAAAGGAUGUGAAACUACCACAUAUACUAGUGAGACUGCGCCCACUGAUGUUUACAUGAUUGAAGGAGGUUCUUCUAGCAAAUCACGUAGAGAACAUUUGGACAGUGGAAACAUAAUCAAUGAAAUAUUCUUUCUGAGGAGCUGCAUAUCGUCGUAGUUUGCUUGCACAUCAGUAACCUCUGCUGAAAGUGCUGUUGUAAUGAAGAAAGUUCAAGACUUUUUUUUCCUGGUUAGCUGUGGUAACCAGACUACUAAAUACAGAUCUACAAAUAAGCAGAGAGCUGGGAAAUGGAUUCAAUAACAUGAGAUAAGAAUUCUGUAGUUUAAGGAGGAAAAAAAAAAAAAAAGUAAACAGGG